Rhododendron vialii is the source of this 876-nucleotide messenger RNA. RefSeq lists its product as uncharacterized. Gene Ontology annotation, cellular component: endomembrane system. The record is from RefSeq and is a predicted model, not a curated record. The transcript is spliced from 10 exons. The coding region runs from base 16 to 876 and encodes 286 amino acids. NCBI's taxonomy places the organism in Eukaryota, Viridiplantae, Streptophyta, Magnoliopsida, Ericales, Ericaceae.
UUGAAUGAGGUGCUCAUGCCUAAUCCAUUUGAUAGGCCUCGUGCUGUUUUCAUGCUAGCUGUCAAAGGAACCAAAGGACCAGUGCGCAUGUCAUUAAAAGAUGAAUUCUUGGUGGUUUUAUUGAAUGAACAGUUGAGCGCUAAUGCUGACAUGGAAUUGACUGAAAAGGAAAUCAGUGAUCUUGCAUCUUGGUUGGGUGGAACAUAUGUUGCUAAAGCCUUGAAGCCCAUGACAGAAGAGUUGACUAUCCCCUUGGCAAGUGGUGCCAGUCUAAAUCUUCAUAUGUCAAAGAAAGCAGACAGAGAAUUCAUCGGAAGCCUUGUUUCUCUCAUCUGUAAUAUUAGAAGGGCAAUGCAUAUGCAUCAGGAUUUGUCUGGAAUUAUGAAAAAACCAGCAGAGUUGAUUAGAGGAAGUUUUGAUGGCAUUAAGGUUCUUGAAGAGGGGUAUGGAACUGAAGUGGUACCCGCAAGGAGUGGAGUUACUCUUUACUUCAGUUGCAAAGAUAUUCAACUCCUUUCAAUCCGUGUACGAAGCUGCACAACUAGUACUUAUUCCCACAGCGAAUUUUCGGAAGUUUUGUACCGACAGUUUAGGCUAUAUGUGAGUGUGUAUUACUUUUCUGUACAUGCUAACAAGGGGUAUGGAACUGAAGGUGUUACCAUCAAGGAGUGGAGUUACUCUUUACUUCAGUUGCAAAGAUAUUCAACUCCUUACAAUCCGUGUAUGAAGCCCUCUGCUCGUUGGCUGGAGGAAACAACAGGCUUGCCAAAUUCAAAGGAUGUGGCAGAAGUACUGUUGGUGGUCGGUAGCAUUAAUCCCGUCAUGGUGACUGACCUAUGGCUAUCAUGGAGUAGAAUGCAUCGCAAUAGCAUCUGA